Messenger RNA from Sclerotinia trifoliorum, 2613 nucleotides. NCBI's taxonomy places the organism in Eukaryota, Fungi, Ascomycota, Leotiomycetes, Helotiales, Sclerotiniaceae. The record is from the annotation of a GenBank genome assembly.
CAUAGGUUGUUGAGUCAAACGGCGAGAGCAUUGUACAUAUUUUGAAUAUUCUGAUAAAUUAUUCUGAUAAAUUAUUCUAGAUUCUUUUAUUGUUUACCUCUUUUCUCUUGCCAUAGAUUUAUGAAAACGAUCAAACAACAAAACAACAAAACGACAAAACCCCAUUGAAAAUAUUUAUGCUUAAUCAAAGGCGGGAAGCACAGCAAGCAAGCACCCUGACAGAACUUCUUAUUUCAACAUAUUGUCUCCCUUUCUCAAGAAGUUCACCAUCUUCUCUUUUUAUCCGCACCCUGCACUAGAAUUUCCGAGAUGGCUUCAAAAUCAAUAAUUCUCCCACCCUUAGUUCCAUAUCCCAAACUAUCAUGGAGGUCGAAUAUGCUACCUGAGGAGUGGGAGGCUUGCUUGGAUGCCUGGCUAUCUCUAAUCGAAGCACACCUUUCCAUGUCAACUCCAGAUUUUAUGCGGAUAUCAGCAAAAGAUGAAUCCCUACCGGACUUCCUGCUAUCUUACUUUGCCGAAAUAGCUCUAUCACAUGAUGAGAACUUGUCAACAAAUUCCUCAAAGUUCAAGCAGCUACGCAAGCAAGCAUAUCUCCUAUUCUAUAAGUUGAUUACCGUUGAUAAAUCACCGGAAUCUUUAUUGCGCUGGGAAAUUCUUGCAGAUGUAUGUAAAGGUUAUGGAAAGGAAAGGGGCGGCAAGGUGACUACAUUAGCAUGGAGCAAGCACUCAACAGCAAUCGAGGCUUCGUUGAGUAGUGUCAAGGGAUUGUUGACAGAAGAGCUGGAUGCUGGCCUCAAGGGAGACCUCAAAGGCUCCGAGAUACUACUGAGACGACUAAAUCAUUUGCUAUACGCCUCUCCUGAAGCAUCCUCAUUCUUCAUGGCUGGGGAUGAUUUCGUGGAUGCUCUUAUAAGUUGUUACAAGCUGAUGAAUCCACCAUUGCGCAAAGUCAUUCUCUCCACUAUGUAUCUUUGUAUUAUUGGACUUACAGAAGGUCCCAAGCCAAGAUUUUCAUCUCUUAUCGACCGACUUUAUUCACUAAAUGCUGCAGCUGAAGCACAUAAGAAAGGUCCGAUCAAUGUGAACGACUCACUGGUUGCUGAAUUGGUCACAGUGACACCCGUGCUAAAGCAAACUCAAGAAAGAAUUGAUGCUAGUGGCUCAGGGUCGAGCAGAGCGAAGUCUGUCAUCACGACUUUAAAGGGCUUUCGUAAACCUGGAGGCGGUGGAAGGCCACGCCACAUUAUCAAGAAGAAGCCCAAUAAUGGCAAGGGCCUGGCCGACGCUGGUGGCCAAGGGGAUAGCAAUAUGCAUGUUCAUCAAAUGAGCCUUAUAUCACAAGUCCAGGAUUUGUUCCCAGACCUUGGGUCGGGUUUUAUUGUCAAGUUACUUGAAGAAUACCAUGAUAAUACGGAAGAAGUUAUAUCUCAUCUUCUGGACGGUUCUUUACCACCAAGUCUAAAUAUUGCUGAUCGACAUGAAAUUCUGUACGUACUCUCAUGCUCCGGAAGCCACCGCUCUAACCAUUUCUAUAGAAAAAUUCCCAACGAAUCAUCUUCAGGCCACGCCGGCCUAGCACCUCAUUCAACUCCUCCACAACUUCCUACCCGCCUCAACGUCUUUGAUGAUGACGAGCUUGACCAACUCACAGUUGAUGCCUCCCGCCUACAUUUCGGUCGUCGAAACCCCGACCAAACAGCCGAUGAUGUACUGCAAGAUCGCUCUACUGCACCCAACAAGGCCGCCAUUUUAUCUGCACUUGCUGCUUUCGACUCAGAUGACGAUGAAAGAGACGACACAUACGAUCUUGCCGAUGUAGGCGGAACUGUUGAUUCCACCAACCCUGAAGAGCCCAACCCAGAGAACAACCUACAACAAAGUGCACAUGAUGAAGCCCUGUUCCGUGCCUACAGGUCAUCACCAAGCAUCUUUGCUAGAGAUGCAACCACUCGUAGAAGCAAGGAAAGAGCAGCCAUAAGACAAGAAACAGGCAUGACUGACGAAGCACUUGAGGGAUGGGCGAUCAUGCUUUCUCGCGACCCUAGACAAAUGCGAAGACUCGAAACUAGAUUCGCUACUUUCAAAGAGGAACAAGCAGAAUUGGAAAGUACGGCUUGGAGAGCUGUCGAGGGAGAGGAAGACGGAAAUGGAAAUGGAAAUGGAGAAUUAGGGCAGAGGUGGAAGUGGUUGGAACAAAAUGUGGUGGCGAAGGAAUGAAAGGAAAGGGAUGGAGGAUGGAAGGGUAUUGAAAAAUGACUUUAUAGAAGGUGCAACGCGUAAAUAUGUUUAAUAUCUUCGAUUCACUAGCGGUCAUCUCACGCACAUGCCAUCAUGCUAGAAGGUGCCUCCACUCACUUUGAACGAGCCUCAUGAUCGGGCCAGGGAAAGUCAAAAUUUCUCAUAGAGGGAUUCAUGUCUGGGCGGAAGUGAAGGGAUAUAAAAAAGUGUACGAAGAGCAGCUUUACGAAUUCAGAGUUUGUGUGGGAAUCCGGUAAGCGCGAACAAUGGGUGGUUGCUACGCUGGUAUGAGGAUAAGAUAUAUUGAAGUGGAUCGCGAUUCAGCGAGCAAAAGUUAGUAACAAUUAAAGGGUAAAAUGCCAUUGAUAGAUGCUC